GCAUGAUUUAGGAAAUUGAUGGACAGUGGCUUUUAUGCGUACCAUUUGAACUGCUGCAAUUUCUGAGCACUGUUUGCUACAUUUUAGGCAUCAAAUAUGGCUGAAAAUGAAGGAGAAAGCGUUGUCUGUGAGAAUGUCAUCAUGAAAGAGAACAUCCCAGAUGAGAAGCCAGUGAUGGAGCUCAACCAAAAUGGGGCAGAAGGGAAAGGAGUCAAGAGAGCUCUCGAGGAUGACGACCCGGAGAUGCCCGAAGCCGACGCCGACAUCCAGAAGGAGAAACCCAAGAAGAAACGCUCCAAACGUGCCAGGGGUCCCCCGCUUCCCAAGAACGCUCUCAUGCAACUCAAUGAGAUCAAGCCCGGUCUGAUUUUCAAACCCGCCUUUCAGACAGGGCCUGUGCAUGCGCCGCUAUUCACCGUAGAGGUAGAGGUGAAUUCCGAGGCCUUCCAAGGAACCGGUCGCUCCAAGAAACUUGCCAAGAUGCACGCUGCGGAGGUGGUGCUUAACUCGUUUGUCCAGCAUCCUAACCCAUCUGAGGUGCUUCGGGUCGUCGGACAGCCAGUGUUCAAUUCUGAUUUCACGGCAGACAACUUUGAGAAUCCAAAGAUUUUCAAUGCGUUUGAGAAGGAACAACAGAGCAAGAGCUCGUCUGGGACGGAAAUGUCAUCACCCCCAAAUGGGAACAAAAUGAGCCUUCUUGCAUCUCCUCUCAACUCUGCAAGUGCUCUGUCCUCGGACAGCAGGAAGAACCCCAUCAUGAUGCUGAACGAACUCAAACAAGGCGUCAAGUUUGAGAUGAUCUCCGAAUCCGGCCAGAGCCACGCCAAGAAUUUCAUCAUGGCAGCCAUCGUGGACGAACAUAAAUUUCAGGGCUCGGCAAGGAGUAAGAAACUUGCCAAGGCCCGGGCAGCUCAGGCAGCCCUCUCAGCAUUAUUCAACAUAUCGCCUGUGGUUUUACCAGGUCUUCAACCCAUCCCGAGUGACGGCCUGCAGUUGCACGUCCCGCAGGUGCUUGCAGAUCUCGUGCAUUCCUUAGUAGAAGGCAAAUUCAGCGAUCUGACCAGCGGGCUGCCCAGCAACAUGGCGAGACGGAAGGUCGCUGCCGGCAUCGUCAUGACCAAGGGAGAGGGGAUUGAAGAUGCUCAGGUCAUAUCCCUUGGUACCGGCACAAAAUGCAUCAACGGGGAGUACAUGUCGGAUCAGGGCCUCGCUAUCAACGAUUCCCACGCCGAGAUCAUCUCAAGACGCGGCCUGAUGAGGUUCUUCUACGCUCACCUGGAGCACAUCAGUCAGAACGAGGGAGAGAAGUCCAUCUUUGUUCCGAGCCCGUCCGGAAAAGGUUACACCCUCAAGGCUGGGAUACAGUUUCACCUGUACAUCAGCACGUCGCCCUGCGGAGAUGCUCGCAUUUUCUCUCCCCACGAAGCGACGGGGGAAGAGAACUCUUCCACUGAUAAGCAUCCGAACCGAAAGGCAAGAGGGCAGCUGCGCACCAAGAUUGAGUCGGGCGAGGGCACCAUUCCAGUCAGGUCAGGUCCACUCAUACAGACGUGGGAUGGGGUCCUCCAGGGAGAACGUCUCUUGACCAUGUCAUGCAGUGAUAAGUUGUCACGUUGGAAUGUUCUGGGUAUGCAAGGGUCCUUACUAAGUAACUUCAUCGAGCCAGUCUACUUGAACAGCGUCAUUCUGGGCUCCCUCUACCAUUCCGAUCAUCUUUCCAGAGCCCUGUACGCCCGCCUGGGUGCCCUGGAGGAGCUGCCCGCCUCAUUUCACCACAACCACCCCAUGCUUAGCGGGGUGAGUAACACUCAGAGUCGCCAGCCGGGCAAGGCGCCCAACUUCAGCGUCAAUUGGACUGAAAAAGAUGCCGAGUUGGAAGUGAUCAAUGCGACGACGGGAAAGCAGGAGGUGGGGCAGCCAUCGCGCGUCUGUAAAUCAUCGCUGUUUGAGACGUUCAAGAGCUUGUACGGGAAGCUGUCCACGACGACAGAGCAACAGGCUACCCCUCCGAGGACGUACGCAGAGGCCAAGGCUCUUGCCGUGGACUACAACCAAGCCAAGGCGGUCAUGGUUCAGGGCUUUGAGAAGGCAGGACUGGGCGCUUGGAUCAAGAAACCAAUGGAGCAAGAUCUAUUCGAGUGAAUCAAGUACGAUCAGUUGUCGGUGAUCACAGCUGAUUAUCUUCAUUUUGUUACUUUUAAGGGUUAGUCACUUUUUCGUGCGCAAUAUUUGCAAGCAGGCAUCGACUUUUCAGAAGUUUUUGUUGUUGUUCCACAUACUUUAUUCGUCAUUGAUUAAAUUGUAUGGGCCAAACUUUUCCAUGUGCACAAGAUCCUUGUCUUUCAACCCGUUUCUAUUAUCUUUAUGAAACGCUUCAAACUCCAAAUGAUUUAUGAUGAACACAUGAAUAUUCAGUUGUUGUUGAAAAGAAAACUAGAUUUUGAUGCCUUUACUUAAUGGAUUCAUAAAAUCCAUGAAUUGAAUCCAAGUUAAAAUAGGAACAAGUGUGGAAGCAAAGCUUAGUGGGAAAAUGAAACUUACACUGCGCAAUGUUAAUGUAAAGCUGCUCACAGCGCUUAAUUUUGUGUGUUUUGACAGCCAAAUACUUUUUUAAAGGAAAUAAUAUGAAAAUAAGUUAAAACUUUCUUGAAUAUGCCAUAUUAUGAUGUCUUUGAGAAUAUGUGGUAGCAGGUGGCAUUGAAACAACACAGUGGGUUUGUACUGAGAUUUCAAUGAAGCGUCUAGCUAUUGCAAGGGGACUGACGUAAUACUUGUAAGUUAUCGCUACCAUCGAUAGCGCACCAUAUCAAUACCUCUCGUCACUUAACCCUGGUAGGGGUGUGCUAAAAAUCAAUGCUGAUUGGUUCCCAAAAGUGACUGCUUUACGCACACUUGCGGUAAAAGCUUCUGACUGCUUGUAUGGCGCUUGUGUGACGCUUAGUACGUGCAUGUCAAAAUGCAAGUAUUUGGAUGCGAUUCCCCCAAAAAAAGAAUUCAGUUUUUACACAGUCACCCUAAGUCACAUGAUCAGAAAAAUAAGAGGGUACCAGUUGCUGUAGGCCUACGACUUGAUUCUACUUUUGCAGGCUACAUUACUUGAGCGCAUAUUUAGAGUGGAUCAGCCACAACCCUCAAAUGUUGGAAGCCAUCAAAUGUUGUUUAGCCUGGUAUCACUUGCAAGUUUAUGAUACACCGGUCAGGGGAUCACAUAAAGGAUGGGAAUGCCAUAUAGGUAGAUGUUUUUUUUUUUUUAUGCAAAUUUUCACUCAUCUGCUUAUGUUUGCAAAUUUUACCCAUUAAGUUAAUAAAUCAACAUAAGUGAAACAUUGAGGAAUAACUGCUCUCAACAUGUACUUAAGGUUUUUAAUUUUGGUUUUUACCCAUACACCUAUUUGUGUCGGUACUUUCCCAAGUCCUGUGUAAAAAAUUUCACGGGAAAGUACACAGUGCGAACACACAUAUGGGGUUAAAAAAUCAAAAUUAAUAUUCUUUAUCCCCGAUGCAAAUUAAACAUCUCUUACUUUAGGUUUGUCCUCCAGUACUGUCUGGGGGUAGUUUUGUUUGGGGUCGUUUGUCUCAGUCAAAUGAAAUCGAAGCUGCAGCCAAACAAGGUCAUGGAAUACACCUUGUAAACUAGAGUCAGAUGCCCUUGCCAAUUCCCUUUGGUUCUAUCAUGUCUUAUCAGAUUAUGCAGCCGUGGCACUCUGCCAAAAGUUCCUUGCAUGCAAUGUUAUCUGUACCAUACACAUUACAUGUACAUUAUUCAUGUAUCCAUCCACAGAAAGUUAUCCAGUUACAAAUAUGUGUAUAACUUGACCACCGUUUGGGCUUUUGAAAGGAAUUUUUGGUUCUCCUAGAAAGAAAUGUGAUCAAUAGACUCUUUGGAUAUGCUCAUCUAGACAAUGCGCGGUACCAUUUCCGCCUCUUGGGGAUCAUUUCCUUUGUGUGCAUUUUGACUUCCAAGUUGCUUCCCGUAAUGGCGGACAGUACUGGCAUGUGCAAGAGGUCUAUAGAGGGUAGAUUCCCAGAGCUGUGUACUGAGAGAGUUGCGACAUGCAGAGGGUCUAGUUUUCUGGCUGCUGGACACCAUUUUAGGGUUUAAAUGCAGUGCAAUCCUAUGGUUAGACUAGGCUGGCACCCUGUUUUUGCCCAUGCAUUUCGGUUGACUCAAAGUUGCUUCUAAUCGCAAGUUGACGCAUUUCUUUUUAUAUGUGGCUCUGGUGAUUCCAAUAUAGUGCACCCUCUACAAUCUGCUCAUAAAGGAUCUAGUGAAUCAAGAAGAAAAAUCACAGUUGCAACUUAGCAGCAAACUGGCAGUUUGAGACCAAUUCAAAUGGUUGACAUGAGCAAGAUUGUAUAACAUUCACAAUCUUCCCCCCAAAAGUACUUAGUCAAUGCCAUGAACUCAAUAGAAAAAAAAAAUGAAAUACAGAAACGUAAUAUAAGUAUCGAUUUUUUUGUUUUGAUAUUGCCAAAUCCCUGUAGUAGUACAAAUGAAACAUUAUGUGAACUAGUGGCUCUCCUCUCUUACAGUAUCUUCAUUAUCUGUAAGCGUAAAAAGUCUUUAAAGGCAUUGUAAAUAGGAUUAAUUUAAUGCUUACAUGUACUUUUUCAAAAGU
Molecule: messenger RNA, 4619 nt
Organism: Asterias rubens (European starfish)
Lineage: Eukaryota; Metazoa; Echinodermata; Asteroidea; Forcipulatida; Asteriidae
Product: double-stranded RNA-specific editase 1-like
Exons: 3
Coding region: 97-2142 (681 amino acids)
Biological process (GO): adenosine to inosine editing; RNA processing
Cellular component (GO): nucleolus; cytoplasm
Molecular function (GO): double-stranded RNA adenosine deaminase activity; double-stranded RNA binding; tRNA-specific adenosine deaminase activity
Source: RefSeq, a predicted model, not a curated record